GUGGCACCGUGACACCUGGGAUUACGGUGGACUGAUAAUGGGCAAGAGGCUGAUGGGGUGUCGUCGGGCGGUCGGGCCGGCCCAUCUCUUUUUUAAACUUGUAAAAUUGUAAUUACUGUGAUUUCCCAGAGAGAAGAAAAUGCAGAAGAGAGAGCAAGCGAAGAUGGGCGGAGCGGCGGGUGGCGCCGGAGCGCCGGCGCCGAAGAGAGGGCGUCCUUUUGGCAGCGGUAGUAGCAAUUCCUCCGCAAUUGCCGUCGCUUCAGCUGAUUCAGCCGCUCCUCCAACUCUCCUAGGCCCGUCUCUCCAAGUUCACAGUUCCUUCGCUGACCAAAACAACAAAAGGAUAGUCCUGGCUCUUCAAAGUGGAUUGAAGAGUGAGUUGACAUGGGCGUUGAAUACUCUUACCUUGCUUUCAUUCAAGGAAAAAGAUGAAGUGCGCAAAGAUGCAACGCCUCUUGCAAAAAUAUCUGGGUUGCUUGAUGCUCUUCUCCAAGUUAUAGAUGACUGGCGUGAUGUAGCUCUUCCAAGGGAACUUGUCAAGACGCCAAGGGCCAGAUUGUUAGGUACAAAUUCUGUUGUUAGUGGAUUUGGGAAUGAGUAUGACGCUUUAGGCUCGGUUGAAGUUCUGCCUCGUCCUAGCUUGGGUCCUAAUUCCUCUGUUACUGAGGCAUCAGUGCAGAAGAAUUUGACCGAACCUCGUCCUUCUGAGUGGUGGUAUGAUGAAGAUAGUCUGUUUAAUCUAGAUGAAGAAGGAAGGGCAGAAAAGCAGCUAUGUGCUGUUGCUUCUUCAAACAUCAUCCGCAACUUCUCUUUCAUGCCAGAAAAUGAACUCAUUAUGGCUAGCCAUCGGCAUUGCUUGGAAACAGUGUUUCAGUGCAUAGAAGAUCACAUCAGAGAGGAUGAAGAACUUGUGACCAAUUCCCUUGAGACAAUUGUGAAUUUGGCACCAUUGUUGGAUCUUCGAAUUUUCCGUUCACCCAAGCCGUCUUACAUUAAAAUAACUGAGAAACGUGCAGUUCAAGCGAUAGUGGGGAUGUUGAACUCCACAGUUAAGUCCUGGCAUUGUGCAGCUGCUGAAGUACUUGGGCGUUUAAUAAUCAACCCUGAUAAUGAACCAUUUCUUCUACCCUUUGCUGCACAGAUAUACAAGCGUUUAGUUGAUCUUCUGAGCUUUCCAGCAGCAGAUGCCCAAGCAGCUGCAGUUGGUGCACUUUAUAACCUUGCAGAAGUUAAUAUGGAUUGCAGGUUGAAGCUUGCCAGUGAGCGAUGGGCUAUUGAUCGACUACUGAAAGUAAUCAAGACACCACAUCCAGUGCCAGAAGUUUGUAGGAAAGCAGCAAUGAUUGUGGAAAGUCUUGUUUCAGAACCGCAGAACAGGGCUCUGCUGAUGGUUUAUGAGAAUGCCUUUGCGGAGAUUCUUUUCUCAGAUUCAAAACAUUCUGAUACAUUUGCAAGGAUAUUGUAUGAAUUGACAUCUCGACCAAACAAUAAAUUUGCAGCAGCUCGUGGUAUUUGGGGCAUGUGACUGGAACCUUGCUUCCUUUGUAUAACCUGGCAGUUGGUUUGACUGACAAGAUAAUUGGUUAGUAUUCUUGCAAAAAAUCUGCUAGUUUUUUACUGUAAAUAAUAGUUAACUAUAGUUUUGAACUGGCACAUGUUCUAUUCGUAACCAAUAUUGAUUUGUUUCCUUGUUGUAGCCAGUGCAUUGUUGAUAUAUGUUGUAUGACUAAUUAAUCAUCAUCUGGACUGUAUUAUUGUCCCUACAAUUGCAUGUAUUUUUGCUGUAAGUUUAUGCAGAAUUACGAAUCUGUUUUUUCA
Messenger RNA from Malania oleifera, 1818 nucleotides. RefSeq names its product armadillo repeat-containing protein LFR. Bases 140 to 1525 code for a protein of 461 amino acids. NCBI's taxonomy places the organism in Eukaryota, Viridiplantae, Streptophyta, Magnoliopsida, Santalales, Ximeniaceae. Gene Ontology annotation, molecular function: nucleosome binding. The transcript has 8 exons. Gene Ontology annotation, cellular component: brahma complex; nucleoplasm; SWI/SNF complex. The record is from RefSeq and is a predicted model, not a curated record. Gene Ontology annotation, biological process: regulation of transcription by RNA polymerase II; chromatin remodeling; positive regulation of DNA-templated transcription.